This is a messenger RNA of Phialemonium atrogriseum, 1182 nucleotides long. Its product is annotated as Borealin N terminal-domain-containing protein. The transcript has 3 exons. Lineage: Eukaryota; Fungi; Ascomycota; Sordariomycetes; Cephalothecales; Cephalothecaceae. Bases 1 to 1182 code for a protein of 393 amino acids. Gene Ontology annotation, cellular component: spindle midzone; chromosome, centromeric region; chromosome passenger complex. Gene Ontology annotation, biological process: mitotic sister chromatid segregation. The record is from RefSeq and is a predicted model, not a curated record.
AUGCCGGCUCCACGAGGCAGAAAGAGAAAAUCGGGCCAGUCCACGACGUCGUCUGACGACCAGGGCGCGCAGACGAGGACCCAGAUGGUUGCCACCAAGACCGAUGAGGGUCCGUCGGAGGAGAGCCCAAGGAAGAGGAGGAAGGUUGGUAUCACCAUCACGCAGAAACAGGCCUUGAUCGACAACUUGCAACUCGAAAUUACCGAGCGUGCUCGGAAGCUUCGAGCACAUUACAAUAUACACGCCCAGAGCCUGCGAACUCGCAUAGAGAUCCGUGUUAACCGCAUCCCUCUAGCACUGCGUAAGGCGAGGAUGGGGGAUCUCUUGAUGAAAUACUCAGAACAGCAACAGAAACCGGGCGCUGCUCCGACAGCAGUCAGAAACCCGCCCGUUCCUGAGAAGGACAUAUAUCCCGCUGGGCGUGCUGGCCUCCAUCGAGUGCCCACCUCCAGCGCUCCGCUCGCGUCCCCGAGCCGCCCACUCAAGCGUCUUAGCGAUGAAAUAUCAGGCGGUGACAAAGAGAACGAGACCGACAAGAUAGACAACCCGAAGAAGAAGGUGCGCGGCGGGGCAGCAGCCGCAGCAGCCAUGAGGGGCAACAACAACAACCCCAGCCAGGUGCUCUCGCCCACCACGUCUAACUCCCGCAUGGUGGCGCCGCCCCGGGACCGCGCCGCCGCCUCGCCGGGCAAGUCGCUCAUCGCGAGGCCCGUGUCGCCCACCAAGACCGGGUCCUCCUCCAACAUCCUGAGCAACAUGGUCGAGAAGGCGCGGUCCACGCGCGCCGCCGCGGCGACCCGGAAGACCACCAUGUCCUCGACCACGAGCUCGUCCACCAACGGGGGGCCCGCACCGCCGCCGGCCACGCGGGCCCGGAGAGGCGCCGCUGCGGCGGCGGGCAGGGCGCCCGCGUCGUCGCGGACGACGCGGAGGGCCAGCGGCGUCAGCGAGUCCAGCGACGGGAGCACCGCGACGGUGGUGAAGAGGAGGACGGGCGCCGCGGCGCCCAAGACGGCGGCACCGGCACCGGCACCGGCACCGGCCGCGAAGCGCACGGUCAUGGGUACCAUCAGGAAGGGCGUCACGGCCGGGACGACGAGGAAGGCCCCCGCGGCGAGGACGGCGGCGGCUGCUGCUGCUCCUGCGGCGGGCACAGGGAGGGUCCUUAGGAAACGAACCUGA